Messenger RNA from Zingiber officinale, 639 nucleotides. RefSeq names its product flowering-promoting factor 1-like protein 1. Gene Ontology annotation, biological process: regulation of flower development. NCBI's taxonomy places the organism in Eukaryota, Viridiplantae, Streptophyta, Magnoliopsida, Zingiberales, Zingiberaceae. The record is from RefSeq and is a predicted model, not a curated record. Bases 56 to 382 code for a protein of 108 amino acids. The transcript has a single exon.
ACUUAAGUUUCAUUAGUUUCUUCUUCUUCUUCUUCUCAAGUACUAGUAGGUAGGUAUGUCAGGCGUUUGGGUCUUUAAAAAUGGUGUAGUUCGACUAAUUGAGAAGGGCAGCAAUGAGCAAUCAUCCAGUAGCGGUCGUCGACGAAAGGUUCUGCUCCACAUCCCGACCAACAAAGUCAUCACUUGCUAUGCAACCUUGGAACGCAAACUAAUGAGCUUAGGGUGGGAGAGGUACUACGAUGACCCCAACCUCCUUCAAUUCCACAAGCGAUCCUCCCUCGACCUCAUCUCUCUUCCCAACGACUUCACCUGCUUCAAGUCCAUGCACAUGUACGAUAUCGUCGUCAAGAAUCGAGAGACAUUCAAAGUCAUCGACAUCUAGAUGAUAUAUCGAUGCAUGCAUGAUCCAUCGAUCGAGAUGAAGUUGAGAAACGGAGCAUGCAUAUAUAGACAGUACUGUCAAGCUUGUUCAUUCUCGUGCGCGCAUGUAUGUGUGUGGACCUUUUCCUCUCUUUAAUUUGGUCGAUAUAUGCAUGUUAGUCGUACGUACGUGUGCAUAUCUAUCUAAUAAUCCCAAGUUACGUUGUAAUCUCUGCAGUAAUGGUCUUGCUUAAUUAUAAUUGAAUAUAUAUAUGUUAA